Symbiodinium natans is the source of this 3318-nucleotide messenger RNA. Lineage: Eukaryota; Dinophyceae; Suessiales; Symbiodiniaceae. The record is from the annotation of a GenBank genome assembly.
AUGCUCCAGCAGGCUAUUUUCUCGACCACUGCUGGGCAAGAUGCUGGUGUCUCCAUUUGCUGGGCCAUCAAGUGUCGUCACGUGCGAAUGUCAAGGAUCUAUCGAUCCAAGCAAAAGCCGCCUCUUGAGGCCGAUUAUGCCGUGGAGGAAGAUGGCUGCAGGCACCGCCGGCACCGCGUGGCCGAGAACUGGCUUUCUCUUCUAGCUGCUCGGGCACAUUGUGGGAUGGCCAGGGAGGGCAGUGAGCACUCGGAGGGGACCUUUGAUUAUGAUGCCACUAUAGACAUGAUCAGACUGUACAAGUGUGCUCUCUGUGAUCGCAGGACUGGCAGAGGUGAAGAGAGAGUACCGGCGCAGAGGCAGCAGAGCGCGGAGAUUCUGCCGAGGCACUGGCGGCUCUCACUGGAGCUCCUGCGAAGUCUGGGCCUGUUCAAUUCCAUAAGCUUUGCUCUGGAAACUGCCGUGGCAUCUCCACGUUGUUUUGGGGACGAGGCGCUGCCAUCAGCUUUCCGGGGCUUUGGAAAUCGAUGCGGACCUGUGGUUGGAAAGCAGAAAGCCAUGGGCGGCACCUGUGUCAGCAACACGCCUCCCCAGACUGCUGCCGGAAUUGGCAAGACAGAUACUGGCUGCGAUGACUUGACUGGACUUUACCUGCGGCUCUCGCAAUGGGACCGAGAAGGAACUACGGAAACUCACAACUUCUACGAUGUGUCCACCACUUUCAUCCUACUUUCACGAGGAGCGUCUUUCGCCCGCCUGCCUUCUCUAGACCAGGAGGCCGAGAUGGAUCAAGUCACACGGGGACGGCUUUUGGAUUCUCUGGCGCGCAUAGGUGGCUACCCUGAGCGCUGCGGAAUUUGCGUGGCAGCAGAGGACACAGUGUCCGAGGGCAUCGACAGUAGGUUCCGCCUGGGCACUACUGCCCGUACAUCCUCAAGGGAUCCCGUUGUAACCCAGCACGUGAAGCAACGACUUCCUGCUGGAAAAUAUUGCCACGCAUUGGCAUUGGACAGACGGCCUUGGGAUGAUUUGCAUGUGUCACCGCUGGAGAUCCAGGAGAUGUUUGCCAGGGACGUCGCCCAUGCCCGAAAGGUGUUGCUGCUGCGCGGCCCUACCGCACCUGACGAUGGCGUCUUACGUGCUCCUCUCCGGUUUGCCACAUCCGUGCAGGCCAUAACUGUUAGCACGUCAACACUUCUUGGAGGCUUUGAUGGCCUGAUUGAAGACAUGGCUGGCCUGUUGGUUGGUGUCGAUCUACUGCUACUCAUUGGCCUGCCUACGGGCUUUGGCGCGCUGCUGGCAGUGGAGCUGAGCUGCCGCUAUGGUGUGCAGGCGCUCGAUGUCGGGCAGUUUUCCUUGGCUGCAGCACCAGGGCAGAGACCGGCGCCCCCAUUGACGACCUUGGGCAGUGGCGAAGAGACCCCCACUUGGGAGCCGCAGCUGCGGCGAGCAACACAGCCUAUUUCUCUCAAUGGCCCGUGGCAGAUCCAAAUUACUACAGACACUGCAAGGCAGGAAGACUUGGUCGAAGGAGCCUGGCGCACAAUUGAAGUGCCCUUCCCACCCCAGGCCUACAAAGGUUUGGCCACCAAGAUCUCUGCGUCAGAGGCCGUGUGGUACCGCCGGAGGCUGCAGGUGCCUGCGAGCUGGUGCGCGGCGGACAAGACCAUUUGGCUGCAAGUGGAUGCAUGCGACUGGGAAUGUGCAGUCUACUUGGACUCCCAGCUACUUGGGGUCCACCGGGGUGGCUAUGAUGCCUUCCGCUUGGAGAUGCCCCCUUCUGUGUGCUCCCACGGGGUCGCGCUGUUGGUCCGUGCUUGGGACCCCACGGACGAGGGCUGCCCAUUUACAGACCGACCCCCGAUACCUUGUGAAACUUGCUGCGAGAGCGGCUGGCAGCCGCGUGGAAAGCAAUCCUUAAAGCCAGGCUCCAUCAUGUACACAGCAGUGACCGGCAUUUGGCGGCAGGGUCUCUUCAUGGAAGUUCUUCCUCGCUGCCACAUCCGGGACUUGCACGUUGAUGUACAUAAGGAUGCACCCCGCAAGUUGACAGUCAUGGCAGAUGCGACAUGCCAGGAACUUCUGUCCGUAGAAGUACUUGAUUCCGAGGGUGCCCUCAUCGGAAUGGCCAGCGGACCUUGUUGCGAGCUGCACGCAACGCUCGAAAAGGAGUUGCGGCUUUGGUCUCCUGAGGACCCCCAGUGCUAUACAGCUCAUGUCUCACUUGGUUCCCGCACAAGCUCAAUCUCGGUGGAGCGACACUUCGCACGCCGAUUUCUGGCCGUGCAAGAGGGCCGCCUGCUGCUCAACGGCAAGGUGAUGUUCGUGCAUGGGGUGCUAUAUCAGGGCUACUGGCCCGAGUCAUUGCUCACCCCGCCGGACGUCGAGGCCGUCGGACGCGACCUUCGGAUGAUCAAGGCCGCAGGCUUCAACACCAUUCGCGUGCACGCGGUGGUCAUGGGGGAAGCAUUCUACGCCUUGUGCGACAAGCUCGGCCUUCUUGUGUGGCAGGACAUGCCAGCAGGUGAUAUGCGUGCUAUGCCAACGUGGUCGGAAGUCCGAGCCGUUGCCGAGGAAGAGAUCGGCAUGGAAGCCCAAAGGUUGAAUUUGCCUGUUCGACGGGCACUCUUCGAUGAGAUUCGUCGGUCGCAUGCCAGUCAGACGGCCUUUGAGGUUGAGCUGCAGGCCAUGGUACGUGCUUUGUCACAUUUUGCUUCCGUCACAGUCUGGGUACUCUUCAACGAGGGCUGGGGCCAGUCAAACACCCAGGCUUGGGUGGCUUUGUUGCGGCAACUUGACCCCAGUCGGCUGAUUGACGCCAACAGUGGGUGGAAUGAAGUUGAAGGUCCGGCAUUGGGAGAUUUCGCGGAUCUUCAUAAUUAUGAAGAUAACUCAUCAAUUUUCGGGCCCCUUGCAAUGAGCUUUCAGAACUUUGCCGAGUGGGGCUACAACGUUGCAGGUCGGGUCCCAGCUCUAGGUGAGUAUGGUGGCGUGGGAUACGCAGUGGAGGGCCAUCGCUGGUCGUCCCACGGCGCAUGGGGAUAUGGUGAGAAGCAGGUCAACCACCGCCAGGAUGUUUAUGCAACUGCUUUGGAGAAGCUGCUUCUGCGACUGCUUCCAUGCAUUUGCAACGGCUUGGGCGCCGCAAUCUACACUCAAUGGAAUGAUGUUGAGACGGAAGUGAAUGGCCUGCUCACUUAUGACCGCCAGCUGAAACUCCCACUGGAGUUUUACCAAGAGUUCUCCCGACUAGUGCGGGAAUCUGCACGCAAAUGCAUGUCUGCGCCCGACGAGAUGGUCAGCGGACUAGUCAGCUGA